Messenger RNA from Coccinella septempunctata (seven-spotted ladybird), 5241 nucleotides. RefSeq names its product dentin sialophosphoprotein. Bases 444 to 4379 code for a protein of 1311 amino acids. The record is from RefSeq and is a predicted model, not a curated record. Gene Ontology annotation, cellular component: endoplasmic reticulum. Lineage: Eukaryota; Metazoa; Arthropoda; Insecta; Coleoptera; Coccinellidae. The transcript has 9 exons.
UAUCAUUUUCCUGCAAGUGUAAAAUACCUAUCAAUCGAACGUUUCUAUCCGACAUGUCAAUCAUUUUUCAGUGUCAUUAUUUCCUGACAAUUGCGUCAAGCGUUAUAACUGAUUUUUCACCAUUUUCCUACGUGUGAUUGCACAUCAUCUAUGAUCGUUGGAGAAAACAGGUACUAUUGGUUCGGUUUGAUUCGAUCUGUGCAAUAAAAUAUUGAUGGUUUAUUCAUAUAAUUCUAGUUCGUGAAAGUUUUCCGUUGUGUGUAAGUCUAAAGUGGAAUGUGCUGCUAGAAGUGUGGUGAAAGAUGGUGAUCCAACGCCAAAUGGAAAUAGUAAUGAGAAAUAAAAAUAGAACGCGUACUACAUAGGUGCAACGCAUAUCUGAAACUACCGGAUACCGCCUUAUCGCAGCAAAGCCACCACAGCCAGUGGCAGUAGUCCUGGCCAUGUACAAAGAACGAUACCGAGUUAGACAGCUGGAGUGUUGUAACAAACAAAUGUUCGGCGACCUCAUAGUCACAUGCCCGACCUACGCAAGACACAUGCCCAAAAAGAUGAUCCAACCGGUGCCUAUCACGGUUAAACCCGUGGUCACACCGGAAGAGAUAGUGAGGAAGCACAUGAUGGAGGCUGAGAAGAGGCGGGCGUCUCUCCUGGUGGACCAGCUCCUCCUGGACAUCCACAACAGCAUCCAGCACACGACCGACUACAACUCCACAACUAGCGAGAGAUCGUCCCAGAAGUACAGCCGCGCUGUGUCACAAGAUCUCUGGAAGAGAGAUAUGGAAGACCUAUCUGCCCUCGUAGUCCUUCUUGGUGGUCAGAUUGAACGCGUCGGUGUGAAGCUAGUGCGUCGCCUGAAGCGUCGUGAGAAUCUCCGACGCCAGCAGGAAGCUCACUGCGACGUCAUCACAUGUCAGCUGAAGAAACUCCUGCCAAACAGCCCGGAAGAAAUGUGUUUCACAGUGAAUCCCCAAGCUGGAGAAUCAGGAUUUUCUCAAUGGGUGACAGCUAUGAAGAUGGUAGCUCAGUUGCCAGGGGGUAUACCUCCAGAAUUCAGAAAGAGACUGUGGCUCACGAUGGCUGAGAAACAUCUGGCUUCCAAAGGGGUGGAUUGGAACAGGGUAGAAAGGACCUGCUUCAGUGAAUGGGCCCAUCCAGAAGACGGAGAAUUGGGGGUGCAGAUAGUGAAGGACCUGCACAGGACCGGUUGCAGCCUGUUCUGUGGAGAGGGUGGCCAAGAGAACCAGGCGCUGUUGAAGAAGGUGCUCUUGGCGUACGCCAGAUGGAACAAAGCUGUAGGUUAUUGCCAAGGAUUCAACAUGCUGGCAGCCCUGAUUCUUCAAGUGACUGACAAGAGCGAAACAGACGCCCUAAAACUAAUGAUAUACCUCAUCGAAGGAGUUCUUCCCGAUUCCUAUUUCGCUGAUAGUCUACGUGGACUUUCAGUAGAUAUGGCGGUCUUUAGAGAACUGCUGAGGACGAGGUUACCUAGGUUAUCCAAGCAUCUAGAUCUUCUGCAGAACUUGGCCAAAGAGGGGACCACCAGUUACGAGCCCCCACUCACCAACGUCUUCACGAUGCAAUGGUUUCUCACGCUGUUUUGCAAUUGUCUUCCUCAACCCUCGGUGCUACGUAUAUGGGACUUGAUACUACUAGAAGGUAACGAAAUUUUGCUGAGAACCGCACUGGCAAUCUGGCAAACUCUGGCGGAGAAAAUCGUGAGGGUCAGGACUGCGGACGAGUUUUACUGUAUAAUGGGCCUUCUAACAACAGAACUUCUGGAGAACAAUCUCAUAGAUGCCAAUUCUUUGAUCAAAGCGGUCGUAUCAAUUGGUCCUCUGACUGAAUUGAGGAGUUUGAGGGAACAUUACCUUUAUAACAUCAAUCCUCUUGGUCCCAUACCUAAUUUAGGAAUAGCCGAGAAGCAGUUGAAGGUUUAUCCGAAAGAAAGGAUUAAUCUAGACAUCAGCACACUGAAGAAGCAAUACAUGAAACUCAGACAGAGACAGAGACAAGCCCACAUCAUCUUCUCGGCAGCCAUAAACAGACAACCUCCACCUAAAUCACCAGUAGCAAUGAAUCACCUUCUUCUUGGCAAAAGUGCCUUGGUACCUGCGAAAAGACUUGGGCCACCAAAAGGGAGCAUUCCCCCAGCCAGAGUGCCUACCACGCUGCACUGGAAGGACACCAAGCAAACAUCCAGCUCCUCAUCGUCCGACACCGAGCUCUGCGAUGAUGACAAUCCCCCAAGCGACUCUUCGGACGACGCCAACCCCAAAUCGCCGGUACCUGAUCUACCCGAAGACAAUCCAAAUUCAAGUGAUACCACGAACGUCGCAGAUGACGUUCAAGAAUCGCCAGCCUGUGUCGUCACAAAAGACAAUAUAGAAAACCAACAAGGUGAUAUUUUGGAAUCGUUAGUUAAUAGUGAAUUUGUCGUUCGGAAGAUUACCGAUGAAGACUCCGAAGACGACUCUGUGGACUUCGAACUGUUCCUGGAAGAUCGCGUCAAAUCUUUGAAACAGGACGGGGAGAAUAAAAGGGUCACUUUGUCCAGGAGAAACAGCGAGAGGGCUCUACAGAUAAUCCAGGAAAAUUCGCUCAUUCUCCAUAGGAUAUUGCAGUGUCAAUCGAGGUUGAGUCUUUCGCCACCAGCAACUGAAACUUGUAACGAUUCUGAUGAUGAAAGUACCUCCAAGAAGUCACAGAGUCCUGGAAUCAGCAUGAACCCUGCGUUCCAUUCGGAAAGUACAACUCAGGAUACCAAAGAUGAAAAUCAAAUUCCCAAUUCUAAAACUGUAAUUCAUCCAGAUAUCUCUGACUACGACCUUCCGAAAACCCUGAGGGAUGUGGAUGAAUACCCUUUCCCAUCUAAAUACGCAGAAAUUCUGAAGAAGAGUCGGAAUCUCAAUGAAAAAUGUGAUGGUCUAUUCAAUACUGGUACUAAAAAGACUACCGAAUUGGAAGAUCAAGAAAUACAACUUCCAGAAUCGAAAACGUUCACCAACCAAGAAGAACUGAUAGAUCUCACUUCGAAUUUUGAUCAAAAUGAAAAGAAGAAGAGCUACAUUCUGAGCGAGUUUGACGUUGAUUAUAGCGAGAAUAAAAUAAGACCUUGGUUGGAAAAAAUCGAUCUGAAUAGGAACACUGAGUACCUUCAAAGUUUCGAUGAAGAUCUUGCUCCUCAACAAAAUGUAACCCGCAUCUUCAAUAAGCCAUUCCGAGAUGAUACAUCCGGAAAUGACGAGAAAGAUGAAGAAACCAAGACUGACCAAAGUGGACCUGUGAUCCCAGAUAUGAUUGUGAGCUUUUCAGAAAGCAGGAAAAAUUCAGAGAAAGAACCAUGUACUUCAUUGAGAGAUAUAGAUUAUGACUGGAGCAAAAAUACUUCGUUUCUUGAGAGCCGGAACUUCACCAUUUGUGUCGAUAAGAUAACUGAGAGGAAAAGUUUAUCUGCAACAAAUUCCAUAGAAAAAACUGACAAAAGUAAUGAGAGAAGAAGUUUAUCGGCCACUAAUUCCAUAGAAAGGGCUGCGUCUCUUUCCGCCACAGAUGAUGUUUGUGUGAAAGUUAGGAGAACUGUUAAAUCGCCAGAUAUUUCUUACGAAAGCAGCAUCCUUUCACCGCCAAGAUCGAGACUCAGUAGCAGCAAUUCGAGGGAUCUGAUGUCACCCAUGAAUGAAUCUAGCAUGUCUAUAUCGAGUCGAGUUACAUCGCCUUCUCCAGAAAGAGAAUUCGAAUCUUACAGAAGAUUAUCACCGAGAAGAACGUACAGUACUACCAAUGAAGAUACCAGGGUAUCUCAGCACGAGGAAGCCGUAAUUAUGAGGACCAAAUCGCCUCAAAGGAAUUUCGAUGCGAUAGAAGAUCCUCGAAACAGUUGGGAGUAUAAAAAUUAUAGAGAAUCUAAGGAUAGAAUAGAGAAAAAACUUUAUGGUGACCCUGAACGUAGAAUAAAGGACUUGUCAUCUUCUACAGACAAUAUGGAGUCUAGUUCGAAAGAAUCCAUUGAAGAAUCUUUGAACAGAACCCUGGAUGGUUCCAAGGAUUACUCCCUGGAACAUAGGAGUUCUUCUUUUUCUUCAAAAAGUUCUUCUCUACCGGAUCAGCAAUGGAAGAAGAAAAACCUAAAAUUAUUCGAUGGUAAAAAUGACCCAGGAGAGGAUCACAGUGAAUAUGGAGCUUCAAGAUCCUCGAAACUAUCGUCACCUGACAGAGGCUCCUACUCUGCUAGAUCUUCACCUCUAUUGAGAUACGAGGAAAGACGAGAUUGUGCAUCCCCCAAAUCGCCAAACCGUGUAUUCAACCCUUUUCCUGUGCCACUCAGCUCGAGACAAAACAAAGAGAUUGGGGUGAAGCUCGGUCUCUACAAAAAGUGACAAAUUAUAUUAGCCUUACGCGUUUAUUCUAAUUCAAAGACUGCCCAUAGCCUAGUGUUGAAUCGUUAUGUAAUAAUUUAUUUUAUUGAAUAUUUACAAAGUGAAGUGAUGUUGUUGUUGUGCGGUUUAAAAAUGAAACAUAGUGAGAUUUUUUAAUGUUUAAAAGGGGAUUUUAGCGGUUGUGCAGUAUCGAAGAAGUCGAUUCUAUCUCAGUAUUAUAGGAAUAUUUCGAAUGUAAGCUUAAAUUUUUCUAGGGAGAAAUAUCCAACAAAGAAUUUUUCCAACAUGGCACUUUUUAGACAUUUUCUAAUAGUUCUUCAGAUGAAUGGAGAAACAUGACGAAAUCAGUGUUUCAAAAACUUUGAAUAUACCUAUCCUCCACUGUUCUAAUCAAAAUCGUGGCUUUAAAUAUUUUCAUGCCAAUUAAGAACAAGAAUGAUCUCUGUAAAAAUCAGAAUUCCGAUCAAGGUCUUUACACUGGACUGAAGUAAUUGUCCUAGAUCAGACUGCCGAUGUGGGAGGUUUAAAUGAAGAACUUUAUCAAAUCAAAUAAUAUAUUUCGUCAAUUCAAAAAUGAAUUAUUGUGUACCUAUAAAUUAAUCAAUCAACUGCAUUCAAAAUGUUUCUUUUUCUCUUUAUUCAGAAUCUCCUUUCAUUCAUCGAUUCAGAACAAUAUGUAGGUUGAACAUUAAACAAAAUGAUGAAAUAAGAAAUAAUGUAAAGCAUAUAUUUUGGGAUUCGUAGAUAAGUUGAGUAUAAAUAUGCGCUGUGCCACAUCCGUUCUCGAAGACAAUGUUAGCGAUUGAUAUAUUUCCAUAAAAGUUGUUGAAAAUAAUCCAAUAAAUAGUUUUUUUAUUCGAAA